AAGGCUGGAUGACUUCCUGCUCUUUGGACACACUUCUCCUUCUUCCUCGCAGUCAAGUGACUUCCUGGCUUCACUUUCACUCAGCAUAUGGAAAUGGAGGACCAAAUGGAGAGCCAGAAGAGACGGGAGGCCAGUAAAGACACUUUAAUAUCUGACCGGACUGGAUCCUUGGGAUGUGCAGGAUGGUUCAUCGUCAUAUUGGUUGGCUUCUUUACAAUUUGCCUUUUCCCCAUCACUAUUUGGUUCUGUCUAAAGAUAGUUCAAGAGUACGAGCGUGCAGUCAUCUUCAGACUAGGCCGGAUCACAGACAGGAAGGCAAAAGGACCAGGAAUCUUCUUCAUUUUACCCUGCACUGAUUCGUUUAUCAAAGUGGAUUUGAGGACAGUUUCAUUUGACAUCCCUCCGCAAGAAAUUCUGACUAAGGACUCAGUGACAGUGAGCGUGGACGGCGUGGUCUACUUCCGCGUCAGUGACCCCAUCUCUUCCGUGGCCAAUGUGACCAACGCUGACUUUGCCACCCGUUUGCUAGCUCAGACCACCCUCAGAAACGUCUUGGGGACCAAGAACCUGGCUGAGGUCCUGUCUGACCGCGAAAGCAUUGCUCACAGCAUGCAGUCCAACUUGGAUGAAGCUACCGACAACUGGGGUAUCAAGGUGGAACGUGUGGAGAUUAAAGACGUGAAGCUGCCUCAUCAGCUGCAGAGAGCAAUGGCGGCGGAGGCUGAGGCUUCACGGGAGGCCAGGGCAAAGGUGAUAGCCGCUGAGGGUGAGAUGAACGCAUCCCGCGCCCUGAAGGAGGCUUCUCUCGUCAUCGCUGAGUCUCCAUCAGCACUGCAGCUUCGUUACCUGCAGACCCUCAACACCAUCGCAGCUGAGAAGAACUCCACCAUCAUCUUCCCCUUGCCUAUGGACGUCAUCUCCCACUUCAUGCGGAAGUGACCCCUGUUUGCAUGACACUUGAUUUGAAUGCCUACACAUAUUUCAUCCACAACAAAAGGACAUAUUUUAUUUUAAUCUGUUUAUUAUUCUUUUGCAUGCUUUGACACAUCAAAUUUAUAAACUUUCACGCUAACUGUUGCAACCAAAGAGAGUUUGUCAUUUGUUGAGUAAUUCAUAACCUGUUCCAAAUGGGACAAAAUUUGAUUAUAAUUGGAAAUAAAUGUAUAUACGUGUUAUUAAA
This is a messenger RNA of Nerophis lumbriciformis (worm pipefish), 1180 nucleotides long. RefSeq names its product stomatin (EPB72)-like 3b (gene stoml3b). The record is from RefSeq and is a predicted model, not a curated record. NCBI's taxonomy places the organism in Eukaryota, Metazoa, Chordata, Actinopteri, Syngnathiformes, Syngnathidae. Gene Ontology annotation, cellular component: plasma membrane.